UAUAUAUAUAUAUAUAUACAUAUAUACAUAUAUACAUAUAUACAUAUAUAUACAUACAUACAUAAAUAUACACGUGUGUAAACAAACUUAUUUUGGAUGCGAUUAAUUUGUUUGACAGCACUCAUUUAAAUCUGAUAAAGAAUUUCAUACACACAAUAGUAAAUGAAGCCUUGGGUUGGAGUAGGAAAUCCUGUAAUAGCCAAACAAAUAUGCAGUUGUGAGAGGCUAGGACUUGUUCAACUGGUCUAUUAGAAUAGAAGUAGGUAAAAUGUUCAUAGAUUCAGAACUGUAACUUUAUAUAAGGCAUAAAUGAAACCAUAAGAAGAACAAAGUUAUCCAAAAGAAAUGCACAUCUGAUUUAGCUCUUUACUGUGCAUCAUUUUCUCACUUUUCGACAGCUUUUCCACAAUCUUUGCCGAAUAAAAUUUGAGAAUGCAAUAAAUGCAGUAUGUAUUAUCUUACAAUGCAAAUUAUUUUGAUCAAGUGUCUAAUAUUUUGCUUUAAUGCUCACUUCCAUGUAUGUGUUUCUCAUAUCUAUUUGUGAAUAAAGGCAACAUGAUGGUUAUUUAAGAAUUUACCUGUGUCGUGGAUUUGUUUACCUCACUGCACAGCAGUUCUUAAAUCUUCUUACCCUCAUAUUCCUCGAACACGCACACAAGAAAACUGACUAUUAAUGCGCCCUCCUCUGCUCAAAAAGAAAGCCUGCAUCCAUCCCCCCUUUUCAGGAAAGAGUUCCAGCGGAUGUACCACGCCACGUGCUGUAGGAGCACGCGGAUCCUGUAGCAAUUUGGCGCGCUUUGUGUUUGAAUUUGAACAGCGUUCCGACGUUCCAGUCAACUGUUUGACGACUGAAUUGUUGCAGUAUUAUAAAAAAAUGAUAGUACCAUCAGUAACGUUGAUGUCAGGAGUGCAGAUGCCACUUUUGGGUUUGGGCACAUACAAGCUCCAGGACCAUGAACAGCUGAAACAGUCGGUCAGUUCUGCUCUUCAAGCAGGAUACAGAGCCUUUGACACAGGUGCGGUUUAUGGAAAUGAGGCACAUCUAGGGCAAGUCCUCAAAGAGCUGCUGCCCAAGUAUGGCCUAAGCCGUGAAGAUGUGUUCAUUAUCAGCAAGCUUGCCCCAUUAGACCAUGGCCCGAGGGCAAAGCAAGGCUGCCUGAGGAGUCUGGAGCAACUAGACUGUGAAUACAUCGACCUCUAUCUAGUGCACUGGCCUGGGGUGGAGGGUCUUGACCCAGGGGAUUCUCGUCAUUCAGAGUAUCGAGCGCAAAGCUGGGCGACCCUAGAGGAGUUCUACGCCAACGGCCGAUUCAAGGCAAUAGGGGUCUCAAACUACACUGCAGAGCACAUUAGGGAGCUGCUCUUGAGUUGCCGCGUACCCCCAGCGGUCCUUCAGAUUGAGUGUCAGCCGAAGCUGAUCCAGAGGGAACUGAGGAAUUUAUGUACAGAGACAGGCAUUCACUUCCAGGCCUACUCUUCGCUGGGUAAAGGAGCUCUCCUGAGGGAGCCUGAGGUAAUGGAUAUAGUGAGGAGCUGUGGUCGGACCCCUGCCCAGGUUCUCCUGAGGUGGGCUGUGCAGCAAGGCAUCUCGGUUCUGCCUCGCUCCUCACAGCCGUGCAGAGUGCAGGAGAAUGCACAGGUGUUUGACUUCCAGCUAAGUGAGAUGGAUAUAAUAAGGCUGGAUGCCCUGAACUGCGGAACAAGGUUUUGUAAACGAGACUCGAGCAAAAUAGCUUAAGCUUGAAAAUAUAACAGUUUCUUUAUUGAUCCCAAGGUAAAAUUAAUGUAAAAUUCAGCAAAUUUAAUUAUCAUUGUAAAUAUGAUGUGAUGCUUUGUUUUAGUAGUUUAAUAAUAAAUAAAUAAAAAUGCAAUAU
Labeo rohita (rohu) is the source of this 1874-nucleotide messenger RNA. RefSeq lists its product as uncharacterized. Gene Ontology annotation, molecular function: oxidoreductase activity. NCBI's taxonomy places the organism in Eukaryota, Metazoa, Chordata, Actinopteri, Cypriniformes, Cyprinidae. The transcript has 2 exons. The record is from RefSeq and is a predicted model, not a curated record. The coding region runs from base 674 to 1738 and encodes 354 amino acids.